AUGCUUCAACAACAAGUAUUUCAUCUUCAUCCGCAUGGCUGGGAAAAUGACCCAGAGGAAGAGAGAUAUAAGGUUUCAACGCUUGACUACCUAUCCGGCCUCCGUUAUAACAAUUAUGCUCUAUUUUUCAGACUAGAGGAUGGAGCUAAAAGACAAGCGGCUAGCAUUCUAAAGAAGGGUCUUGAACGCACUAUCAGUCAAGCACGGCAUUUAUGUGGAACGAUCGAAAAGGACCCAGAAGGAGGACAUUCGUUUGUGAAGACUAAAAACAGUACAGUACAGUUUGUUGUUCAGUGGCUCGACUCACCUGAGGACAACUAUCCAUCCUUCGAUGAUCUCUAUGAUUCCCACUUUAGCACAAGAACACUAGGGCCAUUGGAUCUCUGGAGUGUCUAUCCGAUGACGGCUGGAGACAAGCCUGAAGCGCACCCAGACAAUAGCCCAGCUGUCUCGGCUUUCAAAGCAAACUUCAUUCGAGGCGGGCUUGUUUUCAACAUGCAUCACCACCACUAUGCCAACGAUGUUCUUGGUUGGACUGCGUUCACUCAUCAACUAGCCGAGAACUGCUACGCUCUUUACAAUGGCACUUCAUUUCCUACGUGGGAUCCUAUAUAUUUGGAUCGCUCGCGUGUAACUAAGAAGGAAGUCCCUGAAGAAUCUAGGAUCGAGGGGCCUGUCCAGCAAGAGCGUCACCCUGCCCAUACUAUGGGCAUAGUGCUCCUCUUCCAUUUGCCCAAGAGCAAAGCCGCCCAACUGAAGAAACUGGCAACUUCAACCAAUGGCUCUCGGAUAUCAACCUACGACGCCUUCUCUGCCUUUAUAUGGCGCACGCUUUCUCGACUUCGGGCCCCUGUAUUCAAGCCUGAUCCCUCGUCUACGUUAUUCUGGGCUGAAGCUGUUGAUAUGCGUCGACGCUUCCACAGUCCCGAAUGCCCAGCGCGUACGCAGGGAAAUAUUAUGUUUGCGGCCCGGUCCACGGCAGUUCCGGUUCAGCAACCAACAGUGGCUGAAGUCAUCUCAGAGUGGCCACUACCCAAAUUGGCAUCGUACAUCCGCAAGCUCACAAACUGCGUCACGCAAGAAAACCUUGACAAGACAUUAGACGUUGUGGCACUUAUCCGGGACAAGACGGCGCUCAAUGCUCGUGUCGACUCCCAUCCGCCUAUGUCGAUUCUGCAAACUGAUCAUCGUCGUGCAAACGUUGCCGCAGCCGACUUUGGUUUCGGGAAGCCAGUUACAUACCGGCAUCUAUGGGAUGAUAUAUCAGUAGGGGUAAUCCUUAUUUACCCACCACGCUCAACAGCCCCUGAUUCAGACGAAGGCUGCGAGUUUGCUAUUAUGUACGAGAAGAACCUGGCCCAUACGUUGAUUCAAGAUCCCGAGUGGAAUAAAUAUUUCGAGUAUAGGGGGGUCACUGCUGAGCACCGCUGUGGCUAAGCUGUUU
Daldinia vernicosa is the source of this 1444-nucleotide messenger RNA. RefSeq names its product transferase. Lineage: Eukaryota; Fungi; Ascomycota; Sordariomycetes; Xylariales; Hypoxylaceae. The transcript has a single exon. The coding region runs from base 1 to 1437 and encodes 478 amino acids. The record is from RefSeq and is a predicted model, not a curated record.